Monomorium pharaonis (pharaoh ant) is the source of this 965-nucleotide messenger RNA. RefSeq names its product endocuticle structural glycoprotein SgAbd-2. Gene Ontology annotation, molecular function: structural constituent of chitin-based larval cuticle. Gene Ontology annotation, cellular component: chitin-based extracellular matrix. NCBI's taxonomy places the organism in Eukaryota, Metazoa, Arthropoda, Insecta, Hymenoptera, Formicidae. The record is from RefSeq and is a predicted model, not a curated record. The transcript is spliced from 4 exons. The coding region runs from base 16 to 702 and encodes 228 amino acids.
GCAGAAAUCGGGAGAAUGGGAAGGGAAGAUCCUCUUGGGCGUCUUCAUAUAAAUGACGGCGGUGCUCGCGGCACGGGAUCACAGAUUCGAUCUCGUUCAAAUCGACAAAGCCGUACACAACCGCCGACAAUCGUCGUUGUCGUCGUCAUGCAGUAUCUAAUCUUGGCUUUUGCCGUCUUCGGCUGCGUCUUUGGACAAUUCGGGUCGUAUCGUGGUUUUCCCAGCCAAAAUGCAUACAGACCAACCCCGAGGCCUUAUCAGCCGCAACCACAGCCGCAGCCACAACCGCAAUAUAAUCAAUACACAUCUCCCGCAAAGCCGUUCAUAGGUAUUCGAAGCCAACACAAGGAUACAUCACCAGACGGAUCUUACGAAUUCGGCUAUGAAACCGAGAACGGAAUUUCAGUUUCUGAAAGAGGAUAUCCUCAAGUUGGACCUCAGGGUCAAACAGAGGUGGUCCAGGGCAGUUUUUCGUAUCAUGCACCCGACGGAACCCCCAUCACCAUCCAAUAUACGGCCGAUGAGAAUGGUUUUCGUGCUGAGGGUGCCCAUAUUCCCACGCCGCCCCCCAUUCCGGAAGCCAUCAGAAGAGCGCUUGCGGCGAAUCCGCCCGGGCCCGAUGACGAGAAGUACGAUCGGCAACCCUUCCAGCAGAGAUUCGGCGGAUCGACGUACAGUCCAUUUCAGACCAGGAGAUUCUAGUUUCACCAUAUGAUUCGUAAAAUCCUCCGCGAUGCACCGAUGACCAGCAGCACAAUCCAGCGAAUCCGCUGGAGGGAGGCUCGGCUAGAUAUCGAUCCAUGUGACGGCUUUGAGUCAUUUUUUUCCCUCCUCAGCCUCUAAUGCGAAGUGAUACGUGUACAUAGAACACAGUAUGGUGAAUAACAAAACAAUAUCGAUCCCUACAUAAGAUCCCUGUAUAACUUGCCGUUACGCAAUAAAUCAAUAUAUAUUGUUUCUACUUA